AUGGCCCGAAAGCUCAAUUUUCCCCGAGAGGGCUCUGUGACGUCCGUCAAUUCAGCCUCCCAAUUCCUUGCCGACAUUCGGGGAAAAACUAUUCAACCCGACCAAAUCAUGGUAUCCUUCGACGUUGUCUCACUUUUCACGUCCAUCCCACCAGACUUGACGCGCGAAGUGCUACGCAAACGUCUCGAAGAAAAGUACGACGAAACGACAGGGCCGCUAAAGAUCCAGCACCUUAUGCAGCUCUUUGCAUUCUGCCAACGAACCUUUUUCACCUUCGAUGGCAGAACAUACGAACAAAUCAAAGGAACACCCAUGGGUUCCCCAAUAUCCAGCCUAGUUGCGGAAUUGGUCGUACAAAAACUGGAAAAGGUUGCUUUCAGCCGUUACAAACCUGCGUUUUGGCGCCGAUACGUGGACGAUACAUUCCUCAUUAUUGAAAAGGACAAGCUAUCGGGUUUUCAAGACUUACUUAACAGCAUAUUCCCCGACAUUCAGUUUACAAGAGAAGACGAGGAGGACGAGAAACUACCCUUCCUGGACGUGCUCGUCACACGCACACCUGACGGUGAACUCAGCACUACAGUGUACAGAAAGGCGACCAAUACAACCCAGGUCCUCAACUAUUAUAGCAACCACCCAUUAGUGCACAAACGGGGCUGUGUGAGGGCGCUUUUCGAUCGGGUAAAAACGCACUGUAGCGAGCCCGAAAGAAGGAUGCAAGAACUACGGCAUCUCCGGGACCAAUUAACAAUCAACGGCUACCCACGCCGGGCAAGCGGAAGAGAGACACCAACAAUUUGGCACUCCCUACCGUACAUAAAUAAUGUAUCCGAGGCUACAGAACGCAUCGCGUCAGAGCUAGGCGUGGGCAUCGCUCAUCAUCCGGCGGCCACCAUGCGUAGCAGGAUCACGAAAAUAAAGGAUCGGCUGGACGCAGGUGUACAGUCGGGCGUAGUCUAUCGAAUCCCGUGCCAAAACUGUCCUUGCCACUACACAGGCCAGGCAGGACGACGUCUGAGCUCACGAAUACUUGAGCACAAACGGGCCGUUCGGAGAGGCGACCCACUGUCUCAAGUAGCCACUCAUACGCUGGAGGAAGGGCAUGAGUUUGACUUCGCCAACACGCGGAUAUUGGCGCGAGCCGGCAACAAGACAGGGCGAGAGCUGUUGGAGGCGUGGGUGUCGGACACCAACUCUAUCAACAGACACAUCGAUUUGCCUGCGUGUUAUCACGCGCUCCGCCCACGCAGCCAGGUGGCGCAGCUCACACCGUCACGAAGUACAAACGGCGUCACCACACCGGGGGAACAUCGUGGACCAGGCGGCACAAACCCUACCUAG
Messenger RNA from Spirometra erinaceieuropaei, 1341 nucleotides. NCBI's taxonomy places the organism in Eukaryota, Metazoa, Platyhelminthes, Cestoda, Diphyllobothriidea, Diphyllobothriidae. The record is from the annotation of a GenBank genome assembly.